Messenger RNA from Grammomys surdaster, 1518 nucleotides. RefSeq names its product pleckstrin homology and coiled-coil domain containing D1 (gene Plekhd1). Lineage: Eukaryota; Metazoa; Chordata; Mammalia; Rodentia; Muridae. The coding region runs from base 1 to 1518 and encodes 505 amino acids. The transcript has 13 exons. The record is from RefSeq and is a predicted model, not a curated record.
AUGUUCACAUCCAAGUCCAACUCCGUGUCGCCAUCGCCGUCCCUGGAGCAGGCGGACGCGGACGCGCUGGACAUCAGCACCAAAGUACAGCUCUACGGGGUUCUGUGGAAGCGGCCGUUCGGGAGAUCGUCGGCCAAGUGGUCCCGACGGUUUUUCAUCAUCAAAGAAAGCUUUCUGCUUUACUACUCUGAGAGUGAGAGAAAGAGCUUUGAAACCAAUAAAUACUUCAAUAUUCAUCCAAAGGGUGUCAUCCCGCUGGGUGGCUGCCUGGUGGAGGCCAGAGAGGAGCCCAGUAUGCCCUAUGCCAUGAAGAUCUCACACCAGGACUUCCACGGGAAUGUCUUGUUGGCUGCUGAGUCCGAGUUUGAGCAGACACAAUGGCUUGAGAUGCUGCAGGAGUCUGGGAAGGUGACCUGGAAAAAUGCCCAGCUAGGAGAAGCUAUGAUCAAAAGCCUGGAGGCACAGGGGCUACAGCUGGCUAAGGAAAAACAGGAAUAUUUAGACAAGCUGAUGGAGGAGACAGAAGAACUGUGCCUUCAGAGGGAGCAGAGAGAGGAGCUUGAACGCCUGAACCAGGUGCUGGAGGCCGAGAAGCAGCAGUUCGAGGAGGUGGUGCAAGAGCUGAGAGUGGAGCAGGAGCAGAUCAAGAGGGAGCUAGAACUCACUGCGAGAUGCCUCAAGGGUGUGGAACAAGAGAAGAAGGAGCUGAGGCACCUCACAGAAUCCUUGCAGCGUACACUGGAGGAACUCUCUAUAGAGAAGAAGAAAACCCUAGAGAUGCUGGAGGAAGAUAAGAACCAGCCACAGCCCUUGACCAACCAGAGUGAGCAGCCACCGGCCAGUGAUGGUCUCCAUAGCAACCUCAGGCAGAUCGAAGAGCGGAUGCAGGAGCUUUUGGCAGAGAAGCUUCUGGCAGAGAAGCGGAUGAAGGAGAAUGAAGAACGCUCACGGGCCCUGGAGGAAGAAAGGGAGUUCUACUCUAGCCAGUCCCAAGCCCUGCAGAACUCGCUGCAGGAGCUGACUGCAGAGAAGCAGCAAGCUGAGCGGGAACUCAAGGCUGAAGUGAAAGUACGCAUGGACCUUGAGAGACGCCUUCGGGAGGCAGAGGCGGCCUUGCGGAGCCUGGAGCAAGGCCUCAAUUCCAAGGUUCGGAACAAGGAGAAGGAAGAGAGGAUGCGGGCUGACGUGAGCCACCUGAAAAGGUUCUUCGAGGAGUGCAUCCGGAAUGCAGAGCUGGAGGCCAAGAUGCCAGUCAUCAUGAAGAACUCCGUGUACAUCCAUAAGGCGGCCACUCGCCGCAUCAAGAGCUGCCGUUUCCACCGCCGCCGGUCCAGCACUUCCUGGAAUGACAUGAAGCCAUCCCAGUCCUUCCUGACCUCCCAGCUAGAAGCCAACAACAUAGAGGAGCUGAAGGAGGUGGCCAAGCGGCUAAGCAGAGACCAGCGCUUCCGGGAAUCCAUCUAUCACAUCAUGGCCACCCAACCUGGGGCCUCUGCACUCCCCAGGGGAGGAAAGUAA